GGCUCCUUUUUUGAGGUGAGAGGCGGGGAGGCUUCGCCUGAGCAGGUCCAUCCCGGAGGGAGUCCCCGCUCUUAGGACGCCGCUAUGGGAGGCCGCUGGGCGCUUCGACUGGCUUUGCUGGCGCUCCUGGGCGCAUCAACAGGUUGUGCACUAUCCAUUUCCCCAUCAGGAUCUCCUUUGGUUGUGAAUAGCGGGCAAGAAUUUAAGCUGACCUGUACAAAUGAUGACCCAGUGACCUGGGUCUUUUACAGCGCUGACCCAUCCACGAGGUUAAAGAAUUUCAAAACUAAAGAAGUGCAUGUUACUCAAGCAAGACCCACAGACACAGGAACCUACCUAUGCAAGAGCAAGAAAAACUCAAACAGCUCCGUUUAUGUUUUUGUUAAAGAUCCAGCGGUUCUGUUCUUUCAUAGACCCACAAUCUUUGGAAGGGAGGACAGCGAUGCUCUUAUCAUCUGCCCAGUGACAGAUCCAGAUGUUUCCAAUUUCACCUUGAAAAGAUGUCGUCCCAAACCUCUGCCUGAAAAUAUGACAUUGGUUCCUGAUCCUCAGAAGGGGAUCACCAUAAAACAUGUACAGAGAUCAUUUCUAGGUUGUUACCGUUGUGUGGCGCAACAAGAUGGAGUUGAGAAAAGCUCAAAAGAUAUAACACUUGUAGUGAGACCAGUUCACAAAUCCUUACCAUCCAUCACCUUGUCCAAAACAAACCAGCUUCUCAAAGAAGGUGAAGAAUUUGAAGUUACAUGUACAAUCAGGGAUAUAGAUAGUUUUCUGCAAACUGAUUGGAUUUUUCAAGGCAAUGCGAGCCUUUCCAGGAAAAGCAAGAAUGUGCGUGAUUAUGAAUAUGAACAAAAAUUAAGGCUGAGCAUCCGUUCAGUGGGAGUUAAUGAUUCUGGAGCUUUCACGUGCCAAGCAACCAAUGCUUUUGGAACAUCUAAUGUCACUGUAACCUUGAAUGUCAUAGGUAAAGGAUAUAUCAGUUUAUCAACUUCAACAAAUACAACACUCUAUGUCAACGACGGGGAAAGUCUGGGCUUGGUAGUAAUGUAUGAAGCGUAUCCGAAACCAGAAGAAGAAAUGUGGCUAUACAUGAACGAAACACUGCAGAAUUCAUCUGAUCAUUAUGUGAGAGUUACAAAUAUAGACAAAAACAGCUACUCCAGUGAGCUUCAUCUUACCCGGCUAAAGGAAAUGGAAGGAGGUCUUUAUACAUUUUUUGUCUCCAAUUCAGACGCCAACUCCUCUAUAACAUUUAAUGUCUAUGUAAACACCAAACCAGAGAUUGUCACUUCGGAAAGACUGAGCAAUGGAAUGCUACUCUGUGUGGCAACUGGAUAUCCAGCUCCUACUAUUAGCUGGUAUGUUUGCCCAGCCACUGAGCAAAGGUGUCCAGAUUCUCCAAAUGUUUCUCCAGUGAAUGUAAAAACCAAAUAUAAAGAUUCAACAUUUUCCUCCUUUGGAAAGAUAAUUGUGGAAAGUACUAUUGAUACGAGCAUGCUCAAGAGCAAUAGCACAAUCACCUGUGAGGCUUCCAAUACCAUUGAUAGGCGGUCAGCUUUCUUUAACUUUGCCAUUAAAGAACAAGAAAAUAGCCGCAGCCUUUUCACUCCAUUGUUAAUCGGCUUUGGUGUAGCAGCAGGACUGAUGUGUGUUAUAGUCAUAAUCCUUGUUUAUAAAUAUAUCCAGAAACCCAAAUAUGAGGUACAGUGGAAAGUGGUUGAUGAAAUAAAUGGAAACAACUAUAUCUACAUAGAUCCAACACAGCUUCCAUAUGAUGAGAAAUGGGAAUUUCCAAGAAACUGCCUCAGUUUUGGCAAGAUUCUAGGAGCUGGAGCUUUUGGGAAAGUCGUUGAAGCUACUGCCUAUGGUCUCUUCAAACCUGAUGGGACAACGAGAGUGGCCGUGAAAAUGCUCAAAUCCAGUGCUCAUUUCACCGAAAAAGAAGCCCUCAUGUCAGAAUUGAAGGUGCUGAGUUACCUUGGCAAUCACAUCAAUAUUGUGAACUUACUUGGAGCCUGUACUAUUGGAGGUCCUACUCUGGUCAUCACUGAAUAUUGCUGUUAUGGCGACCUUUUGAAUUUCCUAAGGAGGAAACGAGAUUCCUUCAUUUGCCAGAGGCCUGAAGAAACUGCUGUUUACAAGAACAUCCUCUAUCAGAAAGAACACAUGUAUGAUGCCACCAAUGAGUACAUGGACAUGAAACCAGGAGUUUCUCAAGUUGUCCACGCCAAAACCACUAAAAGACUAGGGUCAUUGGCUAAUCAGGAUGUCACGGUUGCCAUUUUAGAAGAUGAUGAAUUAGCUCUGGAUGUUGAAGAUCUGUUAAGUUUUUCUUACCAGGUAGCAAAGGGGAUGAGCUUUCUUUCAUCUAAAAAUUGCAUUCACAGAGAUCUGGCAGCAAGGAAUAUAUUACUUACUCAUGGACGGAUAACAAAAAUCUGUGACUUCGGCCUUGCAAGAGACAUCAGGAAUGACUCAAAUUAUGUGGUCAAAGGAAAUGCACGGCUUCCUGUGAAGUGGAUGGCCCCUGAGAGUAUCUUUGAAUGUGUGUACACCUUUGAGAGCGAUGUUUGGUCUUAUGGAAUUCUGCUUUGGGAACUCUUCUCUUUAGGAAGCAGUCCCUACCCUGGAAUGCCUGUGGAUUCCAAGUUCUACAAAAACAUCAAGGAAGGAUACAGAAUGUUUAGUCCAGAAUAUGCACCUCCAGAAAUCUUUAACAUCAUGAAGAGCUGCUGGGAUGCUGACCCUGUGAAGCGGCCAACUUUUAAGCAAAUUGUACAACUGAUUGAACAGCAGAUCUCCGACACCACAAGUCAUAUUUACUCCAAUGUUUCAAACAGCAUUUGUAGUCAAGGAAAUGCCGCAGAUCACUCUGUAAGAAUUAACUCGGUGGGUAGCAGCUCUUCGUCUACUCAGCCCUUACUCACGCACGAGGAUGUUUGAAAAUAGACUCAAUCCAUCUUGCUGGAGAAUGUACUGUUUCAAAAUGACGAUCUGUCGUUCUAAUGGUAGUAGAAGUAUUGCAGGAGUUGCUCUGUGUUGCUUUCUUUUUAAUCACAUACAAAAUUAGACUGCCCAGUCACACCACUGUUAACACUGCUUGCUAGGAUAUGCAUAAUUGCUAUAUUAUAGGCAAUGGCAAUAUAGAAUCAGAUUUGGGAGUGGGAAAUAGCAGUUUCAAAAAUAAGUAUGGGUUGUUGUUGUUUUUUUAAAAGAAGAGCAUCGUAUGAAAGGCAUCGGAACAUCUGAGUCCAAAAUGUUGAUGUGUUGAGUGUGGAAGAGGAAAUAUUUGAGUAAUUUCCAUUAUUUCCUAAAUCUUAAUGGGGUAGAACGAAAGCAAAAGAAAAAAAGAAAAAACUGACAUUCCAAAUCCAAGAACAAGGAGGUAACACUUGGUUGAGAAACAAAUCUUGAAUGAGCAUCAAACAGAACUUAUUUCUAGUAGAAAGUUGAGGAACUUAUGGCUGUGAAGCAAGCUCGUAGUCAUGGGUGUUAAAAUUGUAACUUUUUGGAGAACCAGAGUCCCUAGCUUUGAGUUACUGCCAGUUCCACCUUGCUUAUGCCUUUGUUCAGUAUUUCCAAAUGUUUCACUUUAGGCCGGUGUUUCUCAACCUUGGCAGUUUUAAGAGGUGUAGACUUUACUCCCCGAAUUCUGGAAGUUGAAAUCCACACCUCUCAAAGUUGCCACGGUUAAAGAAACUCUGCUCUAAGCAGAAAAUAUAUAACAUGAGAGGGACAAAAAAUAAUUUACCUGCCUCGUUUUUCUCCACAGGGUUUAUAUUCUAACAGACGUAUUUUCUGUACUGUUUUCUCGCUGCCUUUUUGUCUACUACGUUCAGGGCUUCUGCAUCUGGCCUACAACUAUCAGAUGAACCACUAGGUGAGAGCAGAGAGUUUUAAGAGUUUUCCAUGUCUCUUUGCUGCCUUCUAGUGGUUGUUCAGAAUUUGUAACUCAGAUACAAUAGUCCUGAUGGUUUCCCACAGUAUCUUCAUUUGUAAGAGAGAGUUUUUAAAAAGUAAUAUCAAAUAUGGUGGAUUUCCCAGUCUGGUGAAGACAUACGUCUACUUGUGUUUCAAAACAGAUAGUCAUAUAUUCUUGGUGUAGCUCCUGUAGAUUGAGUGAAAAGAUGGCUCACUGGUUGAAUUUGUGUAUAGGGGUGACAGCGUGUAUUUAAAUCAGUCGAAUUAGAUUUGAUAAAACUCCACCAAUUUUAUCAGGAGUGCAUUUUUUUUAUACUUUGAAAAAUUAUGAGAGGUAAACCAUCCCUUAGUUACAUCUGAGAACAUCUUACUUACCUGUGUUGCUUCAUAUUUGGGUAUGUCAGCAUUGAGAAAAAUAACUAAUAACAUGUUAAAAUCAGAGCAUUGGCAGGUAAACAGCAGUUAAGUGUAUCCAUUGUUUUUUUUUUUUUCUGAACGUGCAUCUUUUUCUUAAAUGCAAAACAUCCAGGGAAGUCUUCAGAAUAAGUCUAACAAAUUCUAAAAUAUUGAUUUAUUUAGAAUGCACUAGGCCUCUCUCGUCCUGUUAUUUACAUUACCUGUAUUGUUACAUUUACAUACAUUUUUGAUAAAAGCAAUUAUUUGCCCUAUUGCAAUGUUAUUAAAUACUUCUCCAAAUGCAAGAUAAUUCAGAUGCACUCCUAAUGCCCUCCUUGGCUUAAAUACCAUUAGCCUUUGCUCUGUAAUCUGAUCUAUAAUUUGGUAUUCUUCUAUGUAGUUUAGGGUUAUAGCUACAAAAAAAAACUGGGCCAGCCAGUUUUAUGGAUGCUUGCACUGUUAUACUGUUGCACCUUUCCAAAUUUUGCCAGGGUUUUACGGGGAAUGGCUUAGUCUAAACUUCUUAAGUGUAGAGGAUUCCCAUUCUCUUCUGUGAAAGGAAUAGACUUCACACGAGCACUAGCUUCUCCUUACAACAUGCAGAAUAUCUUCGUAUGCUGAUCAAAGGGAAGGCUCUGCAAAGUAUUUGUGUGUACUGUCAAAACCUUACCUGCUCAAUGGAGCCAUUGGACUGACGGUUUCAGCUGAGAGGCCUCAGAGAGCUAAAGGUCUACCUUAUACCUAGAUGACACCACUGGAGAAGGCUGCCGUUAGCCCUGUUUUCACGUUCAGUACCCGUAAAAGGCACAACAGCUGACACAUUUGAAUCUGUACAAGAGUGUGUGAAAGGGAUCGUUCUCCUUCUGGCACUCAACCCUGGUAAGGCUUGGAAAUGUAGGAUUGGAAACCUUGCAAAAUAGAUUCCCAGUUGCAUGGAAGAAUCUACCUUUCCCCCUCAGUGAACCACAGUAGAGGUCUCUCCGUCCCUGCUCCUCACGCCGUAAGGCUGGGGAAUGGUGCUGCAGGUGGAAUUCUUCUGUCUUAUUUCUCUGACUUUCGCCCAUUCAACCAGAUCUGAAGCGGAGGAGCCCUACGUAAUUUGAAUAGGAUAUAGCCCCAUCUUGGGAUUCCCAAAUUGCAAGAGAGACCAAAAUUCAUGUUUAUUCAAGAUGUGAAUGCAUCGUUCCAUUCCGUCCUCCCAGAAGUCAAAAAGGCUAGGCGCAGAACCAUCUUUUAUCCAGAUAUUAAAAUUAUCACAUGUGAAAGCAAAUCUCUCAAGAGAAAGUAGCAUUUUUGUUGAAUCUGUCAGAGUUAAGAGAGGUGAUUAGGGAGCUUCCCAAAUUCGAUGUAUAUUUCUGUACAGAAGGUGAAAACAGGGCUUGAGUCAUACACUUUUACCUUCCUAAAGCUUUUAAAGCUACCAGAAAAAUGCUCUUUGGCAUUUAUAGCAGUUAUUCGCAAAAUUCUAAUAAUUAUAGGCACAGCGGUACUUCAUUGGCACUUCGAUGAUUUAUUUUUUUUUCUUUUUAAGAGUCUCAAAAGCUAUAUUUUUAUAAUUUUGUUUUUUUGUUCAAAUGUAGUUUAUGCAGCAGCUUGAGAUUUUCAGAUGGGUUUUGUUUGGUUGUGUUCUCAUGUCAAUGCUAAACUGUAGCAAUAAGGUCUUCUCCACUCUUAGGUUCUUGAGUUAAAAAUAUUUUUAUAUAAAUAUAUAUAUAUAUAAAUAUAAAUAUAUGCACAGUGCCUGUAUGUAUAAAUACAUGGAUGUUUGAAAGAUGUAUUGUUGAAAAGUUUAAAUAAAGGU
Molecule: messenger RNA, 6118 nt
Organism: Notechis scutatus (mainland tiger snake)
Lineage: Eukaryota; Metazoa; Chordata; Lepidosauria; Squamata; Elapidae
Gene: KIT
Product: KIT proto-oncogene, receptor tyrosine kinase
Biological process (GO): Fc receptor signaling pathway; protein phosphorylation; hematopoietic progenitor cell differentiation
Cellular component (GO): signaling receptor complex; plasma membrane
Molecular function (GO): cytokine binding; transmembrane receptor protein tyrosine kinase activity; ATP binding
Source: RefSeq, a predicted model, not a curated record